Molecule: messenger RNA, 1651 nt
Organism: Geodia barretti
Lineage: Eukaryota; Metazoa; Porifera; Demospongiae; Tetractinellida; Geodiidae
Source: the annotation of a GenBank genome assembly
CGCAGCGCGCACUGUCUAGUCUGGCCGGCUGGAGAGCUCAAGGGAGAGACAGGUUUGAGGAACGCACUUGCAUGAUGGAGGAUGUGAAAGGAAAGGUUCUGACAGUGUUGGGUCCGAUGGAGCCCGGCCAGCUAGGAGUGACUCUCCCUCACGAGCAUCUCCUGCUGGACUUCACGGAUGCAACCAUGGACCCUGGCUACUGCAGGGCUGACGAGCUGGCGAUGCUGAAGCUUGAGAUGCAGAACCUUGGCAAGAUACGCCAGUUCCCGUACAGUGUACGUGAAAACCUCACCAUUGACAAUGUUGAUCAGACCACUAAAGAACUGAAACUGUUCAAGGCUGCCGGUGGUAGUACCAUAGUCGAUGUUACCUCUAUUGGAAUAAGACGAAGUACGGAGCACCUGCCACGUAUCUCCAAGGAGUCAGGUGUCAAUAUCAUCGUGGGGACCAGCUACUAUGUUGAUGCAUUUGUACCUCCAGAUGCCAAACUCUUGUCAGUACAAGAGUUGUGUGAUGUGAUGGUGAGGGAGGUGAGUGAGGGUGUGGAGGGGACUGGAGUGAGGUGUGGGGUGAUUGGAGAGGUGGGCGUGUCUUACCCCAUGACUGACUUUGAGAAGAGGUCUCUGCAAGCCUCUGCCAAGGCCCAGCAGAUCACUGGGGCACCCCUCAUUAUCCACCCUGGGAGAAGCCAGGAAUCUCCAAGUGCGAUCCUGGAUGUGUUGGAGGGGGCAGGGGCGGACCUGUCUCGGACUGUCAUGUCUCACCUGGACAGAACAGUCUUCAGCGAGGAGGCCCUCCUGACUCUGGCCAGGAGAGGAUGCUACCUCGAGUACGACCUCUUUGGAAUUGAGACCUCCCACUAUCCGGUACAUAUAUAUGCAGAAGAAACAUUAGGAUCAAAUCUUCUGUGCAUAAUAAUGUAUUUGAGCAAGGGACAUCAAGUAAGAUAGAGAAGUAUCCUUUUAUGGAGGUUUCUCCUUGUAAACAAUGUUUGUAUAAGCGUGUAAGUGCUGGCACUGAUGCUUUCUUCAGUAGAGUGCCUUUCAUUCCAGGGCGAGUUACUUCAGUUUAAUCCACGCAUCUCUCUCCCGAUCUCACAACUAUAAUAGUAUAUAGCUAGGCUAAAGAAUGUUUGAGUGUUAAAUUCAGAAAGAGAGGGAGAAACAUGGCCUAUGACUCAUCAUUAUGCAGUUUGCUAAGGAGGUGGACAUGCCGAGUGAUGCUCAGCGAGUGCAGUGGGUCAAGAAGCUAGUUGAGGCAGGAUUCAGUCACAGAGUAAUGCUCUCUCAUGACAUCCACACCAAACACAGACUGGUGGCCUAUGGAGGUCACGGAUAUGGUCAUCUGCUGGAGAAUGUGGUGCCAAAGAUGAAGGACAGAGGAAUCAGUGAAGAUAUCAUCUCCUCCAUGAUCACCGACAACCCUCAACAAUGGCUCACAUUCGUGUGACUACGAAUUUCAUAUCUGUUUUUUAAUACCUGCUCUGAAUGAAUUACCUAUUAUGAACUUAAAAAUUGUUUCGAUUCUCUUUAUCAUAAUGUAUAAACAAGGCUGUGUGCUGCAGACCACAGAAAACCAUGCAAACACGAAUGCAGAACAAUAUUUAGCAACUUCUGUCAAGUUCUGCAAGUGCAAAACUGUCCCAGGAGAC